Messenger RNA from Anopheles funestus (African malaria mosquito), 1022 nucleotides. RefSeq lists its product as uncharacterized. The record is from RefSeq and is a predicted model, not a curated record. The coding region runs from base 70 to 945 and encodes 291 amino acids. The transcript has 2 exons. NCBI's taxonomy places the organism in Eukaryota, Metazoa, Arthropoda, Insecta, Diptera, Culicidae.
UGACAGCUGACAGCGCUCUAUGUUGAUAAACAUAGUUCCAACACAUACAGCAAUUAGCACGAACGGGCGAUGGCAGAUUUGCGCCUAUUUUCGCGUGAUUUCAUCGCAGAGUUUAUCGAAAUGUACAAACAGUUCCCAUGCCUGUGGAAUGUAAACUCGAAAGAAUACACGGACCGAAUGAAAAGGAAGCUAGCCUACGAUGCGCUGGUCAUGAAGUACCAGGAGGUGCACAAAACGGCAACCAAGGAAGAGGUGAAGAAAAAACUAUACGGACUGCGAUCAAGUUACCGGCGAGAGAUGAUGAAAUUGAAGAAAUCCGUUCAAUCAGGAGCCACAGUUGACGACGUGUACAAACCAACGUUGUGGUAUUUCUAUUUGUUCGACUUUUUAACCGAUUACGAUACAAUGAAAGAACCUACAAGCACAACGGGGGCGGUUAAAUGUGAAACAAAGGAGGAACAAAUAGAAUACGACGAAGAGUACGAUCUCAUAGAGAAUGAAAACGAUGAUGACUUUGAGAUCGACGAGCAUCAUGAUGAUCUUGACGAUGUUAGCUCGGAAACGGAUAGCGACAAAAAUACGGUAGAUCCUUUUAAUGGUGAUACACUGUCAGAAUACACUUCCGUCUCACGACGACAAUCGUCUGCAGCCGGUACAUCACAAUCGUACCUUUCGCAUAAAAAACGAAAGCUGCUUCCACCCGAAGUAGAUCCAGAGCGCAUAGAAAAUGCGGAAACAAACGAACAAAACGAUCAACCCGUAGUGAAGCAGAGCGUUCAAGAAGAUCAGUUCGACGUGUAUGGCAAGUUGGUAGCGCACAAGCUCCGUUCAUUCGACAAACUACAGGUUACCUUCUCACAACGGUUGAUCAACGAAGUUCUGUACGAGGCCGAAAUGGGGUUUUUAACUAGAAACUGUAAGGUGGUCGAUAUGGGUAGUUCUUGAACCAUAAAUAGUGUUAUUUUUUUAAAGAUCAUACCCAAAACGACGGAUCGCAACGUCGAUAAUGUUUGGAUUUGAAA